AUGCUGACAUUGCUGCUUCUCUUGCAGGACGUAUUCGCCAUACUGUUGGCAGCAUACCAUCCUCGCAUCAACCUACUCGGCGUUUCUUCAGUCUUUGGAAACGCAUCGCUAAGGCAAGUCCCGGCCGACCAUACCACCUGGAAUGCCGCGUCUGUCCUCACAGCCAUUGGCAAAGAGAAACAAGUUCCCCUUUACCGAGGCGCCGCCAAGGCCCUAGAACGCCCUGCUGUUCAUGCCCCCGAAGUCCAUGGCGAAUCCGGUCUAGAGGGAACCUUUCUGCUACCCAAGCCAGAAUGCGAGCCUGUCGAGAAGGAUGCUGUUGAAGCCAUGUUCGAGGCUCUCAUGGCCCAGCCAGAGGAGACAGCGUGGCUCGUGGCCACUGGCUCCCUCACCAACAUCGGCGUCCUGUUGCGCAGGUACCCCCAGAUCAUAUCCCGCAUCAAGGGAAUCAGCAUCAUGGGCGGCUCCUUGGGAGAGGGCUUCUCAGACGCCAUACUGGGCCACGCCGAUGACAAGGACCGCAUCGGCAACAUCGGGUUCUGGGCAGAGUUCAACAUCCUCAUCGACCCCGAGGCAGCCGCCGAAGUGUUCCAUAACAAGGAGGUCGCCAAGAAGACGACGCUGGUGCCGCUCGAUCUAACCCAUCAGGUUCUGGCCACAAACGACGUGCGAAACAUGCUACUGUACGGGCCGGGCGGCAAUAACGAGGGCAAGGGUAAGACGACCUUGAGAGAUAUGCUCGUCGAAUUAUUAUAUUUCUUCGCGGAAACAUAUGCGAACGUCUUCGGCAUCGCAGAAGGGCCACCGCUGCACGACCCCAUCGCCGUCGCUGCGGUUCUCAUCGGGACGUCCGACGAGAUCCCCUUUUCAGAGUGGCACGAAAAGAAGAGCACACACCCCAAGCACAACGAGCGCUUCGAUGUGACCAUCGUCACGGAGGGGACCUUUGAAGAAGCCAGGGCGGGCACCAAACAGACAGGGCGCACCAUUGCCAAGGCCUUGCCUGCCGGAGAGGAAGGCGUCAGAAUACCUAGAAGUGUGGACGUCGCCCGGUUCUGGCAGGAGAUUGAAGCCUGCGUUUCGCGCGCCGACACAGUCAACAAGAAGAAUGAUAAGGCCUUUUGGACAGAGUAUAAACCGUGA
Metarhizium brunneum ARSEF 3297 is the source of this 1143-nucleotide messenger RNA. RefSeq names its product Uridine nucleosidase (gene URH1). The record is from RefSeq and is a predicted model, not a curated record. Gene Ontology annotation, biological process: purine nucleoside catabolic process. Lineage: Eukaryota; Fungi; Ascomycota; Sordariomycetes; Hypocreales; Clavicipitaceae. Gene Ontology annotation, molecular function: purine nucleosidase activity. Gene Ontology annotation, cellular component: cytosol.